Messenger RNA from Myotis brandtii (Brandt's bat), 2688 nucleotides. It is a transcript of the gene LRRC71, whose product is annotated as leucine rich repeat containing 71. NCBI's taxonomy places the organism in Eukaryota, Metazoa, Chordata, Mammalia, Chiroptera, Vespertilionidae. The transcript has 15 exons. The coding region runs from base 159 to 1865 and encodes 568 amino acids. Gene Ontology annotation, molecular function: protein binding. The record is from RefSeq and is a predicted model, not a curated record.
GUCGUUGCCGUGGAGAGAGAGGGACGCGGAAGCUACGCCGCGGCCCCUGCGGACACGCCAGGCCAGUGGAUGCGGAAUAGAGACCCCCGAGCCGGCGUGUCCACACCUGCUUCCUCGCCCCCGGGAGGGUCCCCAGAGUCGCUGCGGACGGCACCGACAUGUCUGUCGAGGCGACCGCGCAGGGAGCCUCCCCCAGGGCCCCGCGUCCCGGGAUCCAGAAGUCGUCGGGCACGGUGACCAAGAAGGGGGAUCGCGCGGCCAAGGAGAAGCCUCCGAUCGUGCUGCUGCCGGUGGGCGAGGAGGAGCCCAAAAACCCUGAGGAGUACCAGUGCACCGGGUCCCUGGAGACCGACUUCGCAGAGCUCUGCACCCGCCUGGGCUACUCGGACUUCCCCAAAGUGGUCACCCGGCCCCGCCCGCACCCGACCUUCCUCCCUUCCUCCUCUGUGUCGGAAAAGCCCAUCGUCGACGACCAGCGCCUGUCAGGUUCCUGCAGCCUCAACAGCAUGGAGAGCAAGUACGUGUUCUUCCGGCCCACAAUCCAGGUGGAACUGGAGCCCGAGGACAAGUCGGUGAAGGAAAUCUACAUCCGAGGCUGGAAGGUUGAGGAGCGGAUCCUGGGCAUCUUUGCUAAAUGCCUGCCCCCCCUCAGCCAGCUGCAGGCUAUCAACUUUUGGAAGGUGGGGCUGACGGAUAAGACCCUGGCCACGUUCAUCGCCCUGCUACCUCUCUGCUCAUCCACUCUCAGGAAGGUGUCUCUGGAGGGGAACCCACUGCCCGAGCAGUCCUAUCACAAGCUCAUGGGACUGGACAGCACGAUCAUGCACUUGUCUCUGCGGAACAACAACAUCGAUGACUACGGGGCGCAGCUCCUGGGCCAGGCUCUGUCCACGCUGCACACCUGCAACCGGACCCUGGUCUCGCUCAACCUGGGCUUCAACCACAUCGGAGACGAGGGCGCGGGCUACAUCGCGGAUGGCCUCCGGCUGAACCGCUCCCUGCUCUGGCUGUCCCUGGCCCACAACCGCAUUGAGGACAAAGGCGCCCUGAAGCUGGCCGAGGUCCUGCAGCCCUUCGAGCUGACACACACCGAGGUGGUGGAGCGCCGGCGCCUCCUGCUGGGAAAGGGGGCCCAGGAGCACUUGCGGUCGCCUUCCUCUUCUCGACAUGGGGAAUCCAAAGCAGGACAUGGGGAAUCCAAGGCAGAACGGGAGAGGAAUCAGCUGGUGGGAGUCAGCAGUGUCGCGCUGAUAGACAAGACGGACAAGAUGCAGACAGCAAAGAGCCUGAAGGGCCUGAUCAAGAAAAAGGAGAAGGCAGGGGAAGUGGUGAAGAAAGAGGAGAAGUCGGGGUCUGGGCAGUCACCCAUACAAGGAAACCUAAAGAAGGAAGACGCCACAAAGACAAGCAAGGGGAAGGUGACCAUCCCCGAGCAGAAGCCAAGCAGGGGGAAAGGGCAGAAGACCGGGAGCAAGGAGAAGCGCAGCAUCCUCCUGGAGUCAGAGCAGCUGAUUGUUGAAGCUACGGAGAUGGUCAACCCUCUCUUGGAGCCUGUGGAACACCGAGAUGGGAAAGUUUUCUUGCUUGGGAACAAGGUCCUUUUGCACCUCAACCUCCUCCGAAACCGCAUCACCGAGGUGGGGCUGGAGGGCUUCCUCAAUGUGGUGCGGUACCAGGCGCAGUUCUCCAAGUCCUCCAAGAGCGCGGCCAAGGGCCCCGUGGGGCUGCUCUGGCUGUCUCUGGCGAAAAACAACUUCUCCCCGCAAAGCCCCAUGUACAUCAUGAUGCAGGAACUGAUGCUGCCAAGGGACCCCAUCAGUAAGGCCAAGCACAGAGAGGAGGAGGCCAUGGCUUCCGCCACCUAGGUCCACCCCCCCCCCCCCCCCCCCCCCCCCCCCCACAGAAGCAUCUCCUGCCCAGGUGUGGGCUGACCUCCCUAGGUGAGAUCUCAGGUCAGUAACAAAGGCCACUUGUACUUUCCCCUUGAAAUUGUCUAAAAACUUUGUUCUGGAAAUACUUGGAACAUUUGGACUCUUGAGUCUGUUUAUGUAACGGCCAGGAAUGGCUGAAUCGCUGCAGUUUGCCGGGUCUUGCUCUCCUGCCUCCUGAGGGCCUAGUUCUUGCUUGCUCAGGCCACAGCCACUCUCUCCUGUGCUCCCAGAGCACCUGCACCUACAGAUGUCCGCAAUCCUAAACCAGGACACCCAAAUGGUGCGGGGGCCAGAGGAGUCAGGAGAGCUGGGGGCCCAUCAGUGUGGCUCCCUCAGGACCUACUGACAAGGCGGAGAGCGCACAGGGCUGGCUCCUGGGAGCCAAGAGCCACUUUACAGGGAGCUUCCAGGGAAGUGUCCCUCCUUCCCCUCUGGGCAGUUAACCUGGUCCACAUCCCCUCACGCUGUUGCCUCGACAGAGAUGUGCUCUCCCUGCCGAGAACGCUCUUGGUGAAGCUCAGUGGCUCUCCAGGCUUCUCGGCCUCUGACCACCUGCUCAGCCCUGGGCAGCUGGCUGAGCUGCUGCAGGAAACCUGGCCAGCGUUAGAUUCCCAACACGAGAACACGAGCAAUUACAGGUGCCUGGCGAGGACUAGUCCCCUCAGCUUCUCCAGUUGUUCCUACCUGAAUCCUUCUAAGGCAGUAACCUUCCUAAUGCCGCGACCCUUUAAUACAGUUCCUCAUGUUGUGGUGACCC